AUCAGAUUUUUACCACAGGUUUAGCCGUGAGCCAGUUGUCCAGAUACUCUAGCCUAUGAUCAACCAGACAAAAACUUUGGCCAGUCAAAGCUACAGACAGUGCUCCAACCUGCCCAAGGUGUCAGAUACAGUGCUGCUGGAGGCAUACUGUCCAACUGAAUGACCCUUUCCCACCCCAGGGCCAUCAUUACCUGUGCAAGCCUGAGCACACACAUCAGAAGUGAGGGACUUCCUCUACCGAUCUUUGGUGUUGGGACCCUGGAAGACUUCAGAGGCUGAGAGAUAUAGGAUAAGUACAGCAGUCCAGCAGCUCUAACCACUUCUUCUAAAGAUUACGAACAGUAUUUUAGCGGCCAUGGGGAGUCCAGACUCUGACAGAGUGGGAAGUACCACACAAAUCCCCUUCUACUCCAGUACCCCCCACACUGCCAUGCUCAGGGCAUUGGAGGAUGAAGAGGAGGACGUCAAACCGCCCCGUGGCCUGCCGGGGGCGCCGGAGCGCAGCUGGCAGGGAGUCUACUGGGAUGUGCUGUUGAAUGAUGACAGCUCCUGGCGACUGAAGGCCACAACACCCUGCUCACUACCAGCAUGUAGGGCCCCAGAGCAGCGUCCAGUGGUCAACAGCCAGGCCCAGGCCAUAGGCUCUUCUGCUGGGCUGGAGGGCCAGCUGGAGGAGCGCUCUCUGGAGCAGGUCCAGACCAUGGUGGUAGGAGAGGUCAUCAAGGACAUAGAGACUGCUUGCAAACUACUCAACAUCACCCCAGAGCCCAUGGAGUGGAGCAGUGGGCACGUGCAGAAGUGGCUGCUGUGGACGGAGCACCUCUACAGACUCCCCCAGGUGGGCAGGCAGUACCAGGAGCUCAGCGGGAGAGACCUGUGCUCCAUGACCGAGGAGGACUUCAGGCAGCGCUCGCUGCAGUGUGGAGAUAUGCUGUACGCUCAUCUGGACAUCUGGAGAUCAGCUGCAUGCAUGAAGGAACGCUUCUCAACCGGAAAUGACAGGAUCAAUGGUGCAGACGAGCAGUGUCCUGAGGCAGGCUCAUGCUGCUCCAGCCAGCCCAUCCACCUGUGGCAGUUCCUGCGGGAGCUGCUCCUCAAGCCACACAACUACGGACACUCCAUCCGCUGGCUCAACAAGGAGAAAGGAAUCUUCAAAAUCGAGGACUCUGCUCAUGUGGCCCGGUUAUGGGGAAUCCGGAAGAACCGUCCAGCCAUGAACUAUGAUAAGCUGAGUCGCUCCAUACGACAGUACUACAAGAAGGGCAUCAUACGUAAGCCAGACGUCUCUCAGAGGCUGGUGUACCAGUUUGUUAAACCUGUAUGAUGUUGGGACCAGGUUAUCGGAGGAGGGAGGCUUUGAUGAGAGCAAAAUAGACAAGCCAAACAGACUGGGUCUGGUAAGACUCUGG
Molecule: messenger RNA, 1409 nt
Organism: Osmerus eperlanus (European smelt)
Lineage: Eukaryota; Metazoa; Chordata; Actinopteri; Osmeriformes; Osmeridae
Product: SAM pointed domain-containing Ets transcription factor-like
Exons: 5
Coding region: 356-1324 (322 amino acids)
Biological process (GO): cell differentiation; regulation of transcription by RNA polymerase II
Cellular component (GO): nucleus
Molecular function (GO): sequence-specific DNA binding; DNA-binding transcription factor activity, RNA polymerase II-specific
Source: RefSeq, a predicted model, not a curated record